CAGAAACAAGUGUGAAGAUUUAAUUGAUAAAAUCGCUAUUGUGAUAAUGGAUUUGUCUGGGUUAACCUUUAUUUAUUGAGACGCAGUGUGUCGAAUUUCGAUGUUAAAGGUCAUGGUGGCUGCUGAUAGUGUGUUGAGUCGAAUUUAUAUUAUAGUUGUAAGACAGUAAUUGCGGCGAUUAAGGAGAACAAUGGUGGAGAAAGUUGAGCUGAAUUCCUCUGAAGGCUUUUUAGCGAUCUGACGGCCGUAAAAUGGCAUCGACUGAAAAUAUUGUAGAACCGAUGCCUCCCGAACCAUGGCAGCCCCCUCGCCCCCGAAAAACCCUCCUCUAUUACCUCAAGCUGAUAACCGUGGAGCCCACCAUGGUGCUGUACAUGAUGGCCUUCAUGACCACCACGGUAGUGGAACAAGCCUUCUUCGUAAACAAAGCGUGUCGUGUAAACCACGGCUUAAACGAAACCGUUUGCGACAACCUAACAGCUAAAGAGUACGAAGACUUGAACAAGCAAGUGCAGAUUACUGUAUCAGACUUCCAUUUAUGGAACGACGUGGCCGGCCACGGGGGCCCCAUCAUUCUAGCUUUAUUCAUGGGGGCCUGGUCCGACAAAAGAGGCCGCAAACUGCCGCUCCUCAUCGGUCUCAUCGGCAAACUCUACUACUCAGCCAUGAUUGUAGUGAACGCCAGCCAAAACGACUGGCCUUUGGAAUACGUGGUGUACACCGCCACUCUCCCUAUGGCUUUCACGGGCGCCGACGUCGCGAUUUUCGCCGCCGCCUUCACAUACUUAGUCGAUAUAACGUCGCAAAAAAAUAGAACUAUGAGAGUUACAUUGUUAGAGGUUUGUUAUUUAGCGACGAUGCCCACGGGAGUGGCCCUCGGGAAGGUUUUGUUCAACCAAGUCGUGAAUAAAUCAUACGCGGUCAUGUUCGCUAUCAACGUGUCGUUGUUAGUUCUUGCGAUUAUUUACACGUUUUUGAGGUUAGAUUGGCGCACGAGUGCCCGCCAAAAACCGUUGUCUGAAGCUUCCAAUCUCUUUACAGAUUUUUUCGACUAUAACCAUGUUGUGACUACCGCGGUUACGUUGUUCAAACCACGACGUCACAACCGUAGGUCGUAUUUGUUGAUUUUAAUUCUCAUGAUGGCGUUUUAUACGUUCCAAAGGGACGAAAAAGACAUGAGUUAUUUGUACGUGAAUUUAGUUUUUAAAUGGCAGUUUAACGAGUUUAGUGAUUUUCGGACCGUGCAGUCGGCAAUUCAGGACGUUUUUCUUCUGUUGGCAAUACCGUUGAUGAGUCGGGUUUUGGGGUGGCGGGACACUGUUAUUAUUAUGAUUGGGGCACUGGCGCAUUCUGUGGGACGCAUUUUUUAUGCGACUGCUGCAGACCCAUGGGUUUUCUAUUUAGGGGGUGUUUUCGCCGCUAUUGGUCCCAUUGUGGCUCCAGUGAUUCGGUCGAUGGUUUCGAAGUUGGUAGCGACGUCGGAAAAAGGCAAAACACUCGCGGUUCUGGCGGUAGCCGACAACGCCAUCCCCCUUGUCUCCGGGACAAUGUACAGCAAAGUCUACAACGCCACCAUCCACACCAACCCCAACGCCAUCUUUUACGUAACAAUGGCGACUCAAAUGACCGUAUUCCUCCUAGUUUUAUUUAUCCACGUAAAAGCAAAAGACAAAUACUUAAUUCACGAAGACGAAGACGCAAAAGCCGAAUGUUUAAGUAAGCAAGAGGACCCUCCCUCCGAGUAGUAUUGCGACCGCAGCUCCACCUCUAGGCAAUUUAGUAAAGUUUAGAAAAAUGUAGUAUUAAAGACGGAAAUUACAUUCCAUUUUAUUUACUUACGUUUCUAUGAAAAAUAAAUAAAUAAUGACUA
Zophobas morio is the source of this 1870-nucleotide messenger RNA. RefSeq names its product proton-coupled folate transporter. The record is from RefSeq and is a predicted model, not a curated record. Gene Ontology annotation, biological process: transmembrane transport. The transcript is spliced from 7 exons. NCBI's taxonomy places the organism in Eukaryota, Metazoa, Arthropoda, Insecta, Coleoptera, Tenebrionidae. Bases 252 to 1745 code for a protein of 497 amino acids. Gene Ontology annotation, molecular function: transmembrane transporter activity. Gene Ontology annotation, cellular component: membrane.